GCCGGGCAAGGCGCCUCGGCGGGCGGGCGGAGAGGCCAGCGCUCCCGGUUUGGCGCCUGGGGCCGCCUCCCCCCCUCAGCUUCACCCACCAGACCGCGGGGGAGGAUGAACCUGGAGCGGCUGAGGAAGCGGGUGCGGCAGUACAUCGACCAGCAGCAGUAUCAAAGCGCCCUGUUUUGGGCAGACAAAGUAGCUUCACUGUCUCAUGAGGAACCACAAGAUAUCUACUGGUUGGCCCAAUGUCUUUACUUAACAGCUCAGUAUCAUAGGGCAGCACAUGCCCUUCGAUCGCGUAAGUUGGAUAAGUUAUAUGAAGCGUGUCGCUACCUUGCAGCUAGAUGUCAUUAUGCUGCAAAAGAACAUCAACAGGCCCUGGAUAUUCUUGAUAUGGAAGAGCCAAUCAACAAAAGACUUUUUGAAAAGUACUUGAAGGAUGAAAGUGGAUUGAAAGACUCUACCACAGACUGGGAGAUGUCGCAAUCCUCUAUCAAGAGCUCUAUAUGCCUUUUGCGAGGGAAGAUCUAUGAUGCUUUGGAUAAUAGAACCCUAGCAACAUACAGCUACAAAGAGGCCUUGAAGCUUGAUGUUUACUGCUUUGAAGCAUUUGAUCUUUUAACAUCGCACCAUAUGCUGACGGCACAAGAAGAAAAAGAACUUCUUGAAUCUCUACCUCUUAGUAGACAAUGUACAGAAGAAGAACAAGAAUUGCUUCACUUCUUAUUUGAGAAUAAAUUGAAAAAGUAUAAUAAACCCAGUGAAACACUGAUUCCUGAAUCAGUAGAUGGUCUUCAGGAAAACCUGGAUGUGGUAGUAUCCUUAGCUGAAAGACAUUACUAUAACUGUGAUUUCAAAAUGUGUUACAAGCUUACUUCAGUAGUGAUGGAAAAAGAUCCUUUCCAUGCAAAUUGUUUACCUGUGCAUAUAGGGACACUUGUGGAGCUUAAUAAAGCGAAUGAGCUUUUCUAUCUUUCUCACAAACUGGUGGACUUGUACCCAAAUAAUCCUGUGUCAUGGUUUGCAGUAGGAUGCUACUAUCUCAUGGUUGGCCACAAAAACGAACAUGCCAGAAGAUAUCUCAGCAAAGCUACUACACUUGAGAGAACCUAUGGGCCUGCAUGGAUAGCAUAUGGACAUUCAUUUGCAGUUGAGAGUGAGCACGACCAAGCAAUGGCUGCAUACUUCACAGCUGCACAGCUCAUGAAAGGAUGUCAUUUGCCGAUGCUCUAUAUUGGACUGGAAUAUGGUUUGACCAACAACUCCAAGUUAGCUGAAAGAUUUUUCAGCCAAGCUUUAAGCAUUGCACCUGAAGAUCCUUUUGUUAUGCAUGAAGUUGGAGUGGUUGCAUUUCAAAAUGGAGACUGGAAAACUGCAGAAAAGUGGUUUCUUGAUGCACUGGAAAAAAUCAAAGCUAUUGGAAAUGAGGUAACAGUUGAUAAAUGGGAGCCUUUAUUGAACAACUUAGGACACGUCUGCAGAAAACUCAAGAAAUACGAGGAAGCACUGGAGUACCAUCGCCAAGCUCUAGUACUAAUUCCUCAAAAUGCUUCUACUUACUCUGCCAUUGGCUACAUACAUAGUCUAAUGGGCAAUUUUGAAAGUGCAAUCGACUAUUUUCAUACGGCCCUUGGCCUUAGAAGGGAUGACACAUUUUCAGUCACGAUGCUUGGACAUUGCAUAGAAAUGUAUAUUGGUGAUUCUGAAGCCUACAUUGGAACAGAGAUCAAAGACAAAUUAAGAUGUUAUGACUUUGAUGUACACACAAUGAAGACAUUAAAGAACAUAAUUUCACCUCCCUGGGAUUUCAGAGAAUUUGACAUAGAAAGACAAACUCUGGAUGAAAGUGGCAUAGUAACAUUAGAGACAUCACAUCAAAGGAAAAGUACAGAUACCAGUCGCCCACUGGAAGAAACAUUUGAGAUUGAAAUGAAUGAAAGUGAUAUGAUGUUAGAAACAUCAAUGUCAGACCAUAGUACGUGACCAUAAAUGCUGGUAGAGAGCUCAUUUUGUCUAAGUGUAAUAUGUUUGUUUUAGCAUUCUUGUUAUGGUGUUAUACUUUCAAGAAUUUGCUAUUUUUAUAUGAAUUCAAACUACUACUCUGUACUUAACACCGGAGAAAUAAUGCUUGCCUUAAGGAUGAUUAAAAAGUAUACAUGAUGGACUAUUUCUACAAAAUUAAUCAUACGUGACAAACUAAAAAAUAAAUUCACUUUUUUUUAAAA
Haliaeetus leucocephalus (bald eagle) is the source of this 2219-nucleotide messenger RNA. It is a transcript of the gene CDC16, whose product is annotated as cell division cycle 16. The coding region runs from base 106 to 1977 and encodes 623 amino acids. The transcript is spliced from 18 exons. Gene Ontology annotation, biological process: cell division. NCBI's taxonomy places the organism in Eukaryota, Metazoa, Chordata, Aves, Accipitriformes, Accipitridae. The record is from RefSeq and is a predicted model, not a curated record. Gene Ontology annotation, molecular function: protein binding.